This is a messenger RNA of Colossoma macropomum (tambaqui), 27225 nucleotides long. RefSeq names its product dystonin (gene dst). Lineage: Eukaryota; Metazoa; Chordata; Actinopteri; Characiformes; Serrasalmidae. The record is from RefSeq and is a predicted model, not a curated record. Gene Ontology annotation, cellular component: focal adhesion; intermediate filament; cytoplasm. Gene Ontology annotation, molecular function: calcium ion binding; structural molecule activity; microtubule binding. Gene Ontology annotation, biological process: hemidesmosome assembly; intermediate filament cytoskeleton organization; wound healing.
AUGAUCGCUGCGGCGUUUCUGGUUCUGCUGAGACCCCUCAGCAUCCAGUGCGUCCUCCUGCUCCUGCUGCUCCUGCUGGGGACCGUGGCCACCAUCCUGUUCCUCUGCUGCUGGCAUCGGAGGCUUCGCCAUGAGAAAAUUCCCAUAAAAUCAGUGCUGGCGAGGCGUUCGAGGAGCCGUGAAGCUGGUCUUCGAUCACACCACUUUCGAUCUGAGGGUUUUCGGCACAGCCCCCGCCAUGUCAGGAGGAACGCCCGAGUCAAAGUUUCACAGGAGAGGCCUCUCAUGGACAUACCGGAGAGUGACCCCGACUCUAGUGCUACCCUGAGGAAGCGCAAGGUGAAGAAGAGAGUCCAGCCUGAGUUCUAUCACUCAGUCCAAGUAACACCAACACGCAAACCAAGCUCCGGCUCCGCGUCCCUGCGCUGCUCCAUGUCCUCCUCGGCGGAUUUCUCGGACGACGACGACUCCAGCCUGAAGUCCGGCUCCGUGUCGCCCGCGCCCGGGGACACGCUGCCCUGGAAUUUACCCAGACACGAGCGGUCCAAGCGCAAGAUCCAGGGAGGGUCCGUGCUGGACCCGGCCGAGAGGGCAGUGCUCCGGAUAGCCGAUGAAAGAGACAGAGUGCAGAAAAAGACAUUUACAAAAUGGAUCAACCAGCAUCUCCUCAAGGUACGAAAGCACGUAAAUGACCUGUAUGAGGAUUUGCGAGAUGGACAUAACCUGAUCUCAUUACUGGAGGUCCUGUCUGGUGACACAUUGCCUCGGGAGAAGGGCCGCAUGCGCUUCCACAGACUCCAGAAUGUACAGAUAGCACUGGACUACUUAAAACGGCGGCAGGUGAAACUAGUGAACAUCAGAAAUGAUGACAUCACAGACGGCAACCCAAAACUGACAUUGGGAUUAAUAUGGACCAUAAUUCUGCACUUUCAGAUCUCGGACAUCCACGUUACUGGGCAGUCCGAGGACAUGACGGCCAAGGAGAGGCUUCUGCUGUGGUCCCAGCAGAUGACCGAGGGUUACGUGGGCGUCCGCUGUGACAACUUCACUACCUCCUGGAGGGACGGAAGGCUAUUUAAUGCUCUUAUUCACAAGUAUAGGCCUGACCUGGUGGAUAUGAGCAAAGUUUCAGCACAGAGUAGCAGAUCAAACCUAGAACACGCGUUCUGCGUGGCUGAGCAGCUGGGAGUGGCUCGGCUGCUGGACCCAGAGGAUGUGGAUGUGUCGUCUCCAGAUGAGAAGUCGGUUAUUACUUAUGUAUCAACGUUAUACGAUGUCUUCCCUAAAGUACCAGAGGGUGUUGAGGGCAUCAGUGCAAAUGAUGUCGACAUUAAAUGGGUAGAAUACCAGAACAUGGUGAAUUACCUCAGCCAGUGGAUCAAACACAAUGUGUCAGUCAUGUCUGACAGAAACUUUCCCAGUAAUCCUGUGGAACUAAAGGCACUUUAUUCACAAUACCUGCACUUCAAGGAGAGCGAAAUCCCACUGAAAGAGAAUGAGAAGACCAAAAUUAAGCAUCUUUACAAAAUGCUAGAGGUGUGGAUCGAGUUUGGUCGCAUCCAGCUGCCGCAGGGCUACCACCCCAACGACGUGGAGAAGGAAUGGGGCAAGCUGAUUGUGGCCAUGCUGGAGAGGGAGAAGAGCCUGAGGCCCGAGGUGGACAGACUUGAAAUGCUGCAGCAAAUAGCGAACAGAGUCCAGCGAGACUGCGUGGCUGGAGAGGACAAGCUGGCCUUAGCACGGGCGUCUCUGCAGUCUGAUGCAAAGAGGUUGGAAUCUGGGAUCCAGUUCCAGAACGAGGCGGAGGUUGCAGGAUACCUGCUGGAAUGUGAGAACCUGCUGAGACAGCAAGUGGUGGACAUCCAGAUUCUACUGGAUGGGAAGUUUUACUUGGCUGAUCAGCUUGUUCAAAGAGUGUCGAAGCUCCGUGAUGACCUGCUGGCCCUCAGGACAGAAUGCUCGUCAGUCUACAGCAAGGGACGCACGCUGACCUCAGAGCAGACCAAGAUCAUGAUCUCCGGAAUCACCCAGAGUUUGAACUCGGGCUUCUCUCAGAACCUGAACGCAGGCCUGAGCCCGGCCCUGACCCCGGCUCUCACGCCUGGAGCUCUGGUCACACCAGGCUCCACACUGUCCUCCAGCCUCACCCCAGCUUUAACACCGGCCAUGACCCCAGCCCUGACUCCUGGCCUGCAGCCCCCUUUGGUGGGCGGAGGAGACAUGGAAACAGGGGUCCUGCAGCACCUGAAACACAUGCAGAUCCGCAAGCCUAUGCUGAAGUCGUCGCUGGUAGACCCCAACCUGUCGGAGGAAGAGGUCAAUAUGAAGUUUGUGCAGGACCUGAUUAACUGGGUGGAGGAGAUGCAGGUGCAACUUGAUCGAGGUGAAUGGGGAUCUGAUCUGCCCAGCGUUGAGUCCCAUUUAGAAAAUCACAGAAAUGUUCACAAAGCCAUUGAGGACUUCCAGAUGAGCCUUAAAGAGGCAAAAAUUAGUGAGAUUCAGAUGACACAGCCACUCAAACAGAGUUACUCAGAGAAGCUGGGCAACUUGGAGAACCAGUAUGGAAGGCUGCUGAACUGUUCCAGAGAGAGACAGAAGCACCUGGACAGCCUGCAUGACUUUGUGUCUCACGCCACCCAGGAGUUAAUUUGGCUUAAUGAGAAAGAAGAAGAGGAGGUGGCCUUCGACUGGAGCGAGCGGAACAGCAACAUCUCCAGGAAGAAGGACUACCAUGCUGAACUGAUGAGAGAGCUGGAUAAAAAAGAAGGGAUGAUCAAGUCAGUACAGGACCAGGCUGACAGCCUUCUACAGCAGAACCAUCCAGCCAGGCUAACAAUAGAGGCAUAUAAGGCUGCCAUGCAGACGCAGUGGAGCUGGAUCCUGCAGCUCUGCUACUGCGUGGAGCAGCACCUGAAAGAGAACACCGUUUAUUUCGAGUUUUUCAAUGACGCCAAAGAGUCCAUGGACUACCUUAAGAGCCUUCAAGAUUCCAUUAGCAGAAAGUACAGCUGUGACCGCACCAGCGGAUUACACAGGCUGGAGGACCUCAUUCAGGAGUCUAUGGAUGAAAAAGAGCAGCUUCUUCAGUACCGCAGCACUGUCGCUGGAUUGGUGGGACGAGCAAAGUCCGUCGUUCAGCUCAAGCCCCGCAACCCAGAGAACCCCGUCCGAACCUCCAUCCCUGUCAAAGCCAUCUGUGACUACCGACAAAUAGAGAUCACCAUCUACAAAGACGAUGAGUGCGUGCUGGCCAGUAACUCUCACAGAGCUAAGUGGAAGGUGAUCAGUCCCUCAGGGAACGAGGCCAUGGUGCCUUCUGUCUGCUUCAGUGUGCCCCCGCCCAACAAGGAGGCGGUCGACAUGGCCAGCAGGAUUGAGCAGCUGUAUCAGAACGUCCUGGCUCUGUGGCACCGCUCCCAUAUCAACAUGAAGAGCGUGGUGUCCUGGCACUACCUGAUGAUGGACAUCCGCACCAUCCGCAAAAGCACCGUUGCCUCUAUUAAGACCAUGUUACCAGGCGAGCACCAGCAGGUCCUGAGCAGCCUGCAGUCCCACUUUGAGGAGUUUCUGGAGGACAGUGAGGAAUCGGAGGUGUUCACCGUGGCAGACUGUGCUCAGCUGGAGAGGGAGGUGCUGGCCUCGAAAGAGUACUAUGAGGAGCUGCUGAAGUCUGCAGAGAGAGAGGAACACGAGGAAUCGGUGUACAACCUCUUCAUAUCAGAGGUGCGUAACUUCCGCAUGCGCGUGGAGGCUCAUGAGGAGCAGCUGAUCCGGCAGAUCCGCACCCCCCUGGCCCGAGACGACCUGCAGGCCAGCAUUCAGCGCAUCAACGAGCAGGAGAGGAAGAAGGCAGAGUUAGAUCGGCUGAAGGAGGACCUGGAGGUGCUGAAGGAGAAGUGUGAGGUGUUCUUGAGGCAGGCUGCCAACUCUCCUUCCGUCCCCACGCUCUCCUCUGAGCUCAGCGUCCUCACUCAGAGCAUGGCUCAGGUCUACUCCAUGUGCUCCAUCUACCUGGAGAAGUUGAAGGCAGUGAGCUUGGUGGUGAAACACAGCCAGAGUGCCGAAGCUCUGGUCAAACUCUACGAGGCCAAGCUGUGUGAAGAAGACGCGGUCAACGCUGACAUCAAGUCUAUCGAUGCAGUUAUGAGCACUCUCAAGCAAUGGAGAUCUGAGAUAGACGACAGGCGAGAGGUAUUCCACGACCUGGAGGACGAGCUGCAGAAAGCCAGAGUCAUCAGUGACCGUAUGUUCAAGACGCACAACGAGAGGGACUUUGACCUUGACUGGCACAAGGAGAAAGCCGAGCAGCUUGGAGAGAGAUGGCGUAACGUCCACUCUCAGAUUGAAAACAGACUUAGGGAUCUGGAAGGUAUCAGCAAGUCUCUGAAGUACUACAAGGACACAUACAGCAGCCUUGACGAGUGGAGCAAAGAGAUGGAGGCCAACCAGCUGAAGACUCAGGAGAACCAGCCUGAGGACAGCAAAGCUUUGGCUGAGUUACUAAACCAACAGAAAGUACUUGUUGCAGAAAUUGAACGUAAGCAGAGUAAGAUUGACGAAUGCCAGAAGUACUCGGAGCAGUAUUCAGCCGGAGUAAAGGACUAUGAGCUGCAGCUGAUGACCUACAGGGCCAUGGUGGACUCUCAGCACAAAUCCCCUGUGAAGAGGAGGAGGAUGCAGAGCUCAUCAGAUGCCAUCCAACAGGAGUUUAUGGACCUGCGCACUCGUUAUACAGCACUGGUCACUCUCAUGACUCAGUACGUGAAGUUUGCAAGCGAAACACUGAAGAGGGCAGAAGAAGAUGAGAAAUCUGUUGAGGAGGAGAAGAAAGAGCACGCCAGUAAAGUUAACAAGUUAUUGAACUGGAUGUCCGAUAUGAAAACGAGCCAGAACAAAGAUGGAAAGGCUUUAGCUGAUGAUAAAGCCAGCACAGAGAGCAGUAAUAAGCAGCAGGUACCAAUGGAAGAAGUUCUGACAAAGAAGGAGCAAAUUGCAGAAGCACUGAGAAGCACUCAGCUGAUUCUAACCAAACACAGUGACAAGAUGACUGAAGAAGAAAAGCGUGAAAUGAAAGAGCAGCUGAAAUCUCUCCACCAGGCCUACAGUGAGCUCUCUCAGCAGACUGGAGAACAGGCGCCCUCUGCUGAACAGGAGUUCCAAGUCAUUGAAGGCAUUCUAAAUGUGGGAAGUGGAGCAAUCCUGUCUGUGUGUCGCUCGGUGCAGAAUGGUCUUAUUGACCAGAGCACGGGGCUCAGUCUCCUAGAGGCCCAGCUCAUAACCUCUGAGCUCAUUUUACCUGAGUUUCGCAUGUGUCUGGACCUGGAGGACGCAUUUAAGCACAACCUUGUGGAUGGGCCCAUGUAUGAGCAACUACAGGACUUGAAUGGAGCCAAUAGAUCCAUCCAGGAGGCACCUUAUGCAUCAGAACCCUUGCCAGUGGUAGCAGCAGUGAAUGAAGGGGCUAUUUCUGAACGUCUAGCCAUAAAGAUCAUUGAGAUUCAGCUAGCCACUGGUGGCUUAUGCGUGACGUACACUGGAGAGAGCCUAAGUCUAGAGCGGGCCUUUCAGUUCGGCCUGAUUCCUCACUCUCUCUAUAUUAAGAUUUUGGAAAGGCAGAAUACGUGGAAGGAUUUGAUCGACCCCAACACAGCUGAAAAAGUCUCUCUUGUUCAGCUCAUGCAGAGGAGCAUUGUGCAUGAGGAGACUGGUCUCCGCCUGCUGCCUGUGAAGCCCGGUAAAGAUGGGACGAUAUCUCUGACAUCUGGGAGGGAGAUCAGCAUCCUGAGGGCCGUGCAUGAGGGUCUAAUAGAUCGAGAGACCAUGCUCAGGCUGCUGAGCGCACAGCUGUUUGCUGGAGGCAUAGCAGACCCUAAAACAAACCGCAAACUCACAGUAGAAGAGGCCCUAUCUGAGGGCCUUAUUGAUCAGGACACUGCCAGUGGAAUUCUGAGCCACCAAAGCAAAAAUGGUGGCAUCGUGGAUCCACAUAAUGGAGCUAGACUCACAGUUGAUGAAGCUGUCCAGUGCGAUUUAAUGAGCUCCAGAAGUGCUCUGCUAGUUCUGGAGAAGCAGAAGUGUUUCAUGGGCCUCCUGUGGCCUCACUCUGGAGAGAUCCUCACCGUCUCAACAUCCUUACAGCAUGAAAUCAUCACUGAUAGACUGGCUUCUGAACUUCUGUGUCACCGUCAUAAGAUAGCAGCACUUUACAUACCAGAAAACUCAGAGGUGGUUGAUAUUGACUCCGCCGCACGGGACGGUUUAAUCGACACUUACACAAAAGAUUUGUUGAAAACGUUAGAGAUACCAGACACGUUCCCUGACGUCGACGAUCUCAAUGACAGGUUUUCGACUUGGCUGGUGAUGCGUGAGGUUCAACUUGAAGGCUCUCAAAGAACCAGUGAUGGAAUGGAAGCUGGUGAAAGCAGCAUAAGCGCCCCAUCUUCCUCAGAGUCCAAGCAGUUGUUCAUCUCCUAUCUGAUGAUGAACAGCUACAUGGACCCAAAAUCAGGUCAGAGACUGUUGAUUUUUGAUGGACAGUUAAAUAAAAUGGCUAAAGUGCUGCUAGAAGUGUCGGACACUGGAAUGAAUGAUGCUUCACAAGUGGAUAUGCAUGACUCACCAGUGGAUGAGAACUUUUCUGAGGAUGCCCUCGAGCUUCACGCUACAUGCAGUGAAGAUUUGGGAAUCUGGCAUAUUGAGAAGCCCCUCACCAAAAUUUCAGAAGAAAAUGACUCAGAGAUCUCUGUAGAUGGUGCUGAUGGAAAUUGCGUAAAACCUCUAGCUACUGGAUCUGACAGGCUCACGUCAUUUACUGAGAUUAGAACAAAUCGGAGGGUUCCUGAGGAAACUGCACUUCCAGACGCAUCCUCUAAGUACAGCACAAAUUACUCUCUCAGUGCAUCAGCGCAACCCUCUAUAGGCACACAGAUUUCAAGUUCAGAUCGCAAUGAUUCAUCUUUUAAUGAGAACUUCCCUCAGGAUGCGAAUGAGGUCCACAUUAGUUACACUAGCGAUUUGGAAAUCAUGCAUAUUGAGAAGCCCCUAGUGGGAAUUCCAAAAGAGAGUAGUUUAGAGAUCUCGACAGAAGGUGCUGAUGAAAAUGAAGGCUGUAUGAAAUCCCCAACUAGCGGAUCUGACAGAUCCACCUCAGUUUCAGGAGGAAUAUUUAACAAUUCAACAGACAGUGGUUUAGAAAAGACCUCAAUUACUGAGACAAAAGUGAAGCAGAGUGGCUCAGAGGAAGCUCCACUUUCAGGUACGCUCUCUAAGUACCAUAUAAAUGACAAUGCUAGAGCAUUAGCUCAGCCUUCUGUAGGAGUGCAGAUUCCACAUACAGAUUUACAUCAUUCAUCCCUGGAUCAGGACAACCCUCAAGAUAUGAAUGAGUUGCACAUUACUCACACUAAUAAUUUGGAAAUCAUGCAUAUUGAGAAGCCCCUGGCAAGGACUCCAGAAGAUAGUGGUUCAGAGAUGUGCAUAGAAGGUGCUGUUGGAAAUGAAAAUCGUGUCAAAUCUUUAACAUCUGGAUCUGACAGGCUAGCAUUAGUUUCGGGAGAAAUAUUUGACAGUUCAUCAGACAGUAGUUCAGAAAAGAUCUCAAUUACUGAGAUAAAAAUGAAUCAGAUUGGCUCUGAGGAGGCUGCACUUUCAGGUACGUUCUCUAAGCACCACAUAAACGACACUGCUAGAACAUUAGCUCAGCCUUCUGUAGGGGUGCAGAUUCCACAUACAGAUUUCCAAGAUUCAUCCCUGGAUCAGGACAUCCCUUCGCCCUCGCUUAACAUCUGUGCUGGUGAUUUGGAAAACGUGCAUGUUGACAAGCCACUAGUGAGAAUUCCACAAGAAAAGGAUUCAGGGAUGUCUGUAGACGGUGCCGAUGGAAAUGAAGGUUGUAUAUCAUCUCUAACUACUGGAUUUGAUAGGCUCACCUCAGUUAGAGGAGAAAUAUAUAACAGUUCUUCAGCAAAUGCUUCACAUAUGACUGUAGUUACUGAGACUAAAGCACAUCACAGUGUCCCUGAGGAGACUACACUUCCACAUGCAUCCGCUAAGUACCAAACAACCGACACUGUCCAUCCAUUAGCUCAGCCUUCACAUUCAGAUUUGCAUAUUUCAUCUCUGCAGGAGGACAUCCCUCAAGAUAUAAAUGAGUUGCACAUUGCUCACACUAGUAAUUUGGAAAUCAUGGAUACUGAGAAACCCCUAGCGAGAAUUCCAGAAAGUUGUUCAGAGAUGUGCAUAGAAGGUGCUGAUGGAAAUGAAGACUGUAUGAGAUCUUUAACUGCUGGAUCUGACAGACUAGCAUCAGUAGAUGCUUCUGUAGAAACCAUACUUCCAGAUGCGUCCUCUAGGAACCACACAAAUGAUGCAGUCAGUGUAUUAGCCAAGCCUUUGAUUGGAAUGCAAAUUUCACAGUCAGAUUUGCAUGAUUCAUCUCUGGAUGAGGACAUCCCUCAAGAUAUGAAUGAGUUGCACAUUACUCAUGCUAGUAAAUUGGAAAUCAUGCAUAUUGAGAAGCCCCUAGCUACAACUCCAGAAGAUAGUGGUUCAGAGAUGUGCAUAGAAGGUGCUGAUGGAAAUGAAGACUAUAUGAGAUCUUUAACUUCUGGAUCUGACAGGUUAUCAUUAAUUUCAGAAGAAAUAUUUAACAGUUCAUCAGAGAAAGGCUCACGUAAGUCUUUAGUUGCUGAGAUGAAAAUGAGCCAUAGUGCUUCUGCAGAAACCAUACUUCCAGAUGCAUCCACUAAGAACCACACGAACGAUGCUGUCGGUGUAUUCACCAAGCCUUUUAUUGGAAAGCAGAUUUCACAUUCAGAUUUGCAUGAUUCAUCUCUGCCUAAGGACAUCCCUCAGGAUGUGAAUGAGGUUUGCAUUACUCAUACUAGUGAUUUGGCAAACAUGCAUAUUGGGAAGCCCCUAGCAAGAAUUCCAGAAGAGAGCAGUUUAGAGACCUCUAUAGAGGGUGCUGAUGUAAAUGAAGAUAGUAUGGAAUCUCUAACAGCUGGAUCUGACAAACUAGCAUCAGUUUCAGGAGAAAUAUUUAACAGUUCUUCAGAAAAUGGCUCACAUAUCGAGGCUAAAGCAAAUCAGAGUGCCUCAGAGGAAACUACACUUUCAGAUGCAACUACUAAGUACCACACAAAUGGCUCUAUUGUUACAUUAGCUCAGCCUGCUACAGGAACACAGAUUUCACAUUUAGAUUUGUGUAGUUCGUCUCUGGAUGAGGACAUCCCUCAAGAUGGGAAUGAGCUUCACAUUACUCAUACUAGUGAUUUGGAAGUCAUGAAUAUUGAGAAGCCUCUAGCAAGAAUUCCAGAGGAGAGUGGUUUAGAGACCUCUACAGAGGGUGCUGAUGGAAAUGAAGAUAGUAUGGAAUCUCUAACAGCUGGAUCUGACAAGCUAGCAUCAGUUUCAGGAGGAAUAAUUAACAGUUCAUCAGAAAAUGUCUCACAUGUAGAGAUUAAGGCAAAUCAGAGUGCCUCAGAGGAAACUACAGUUUCAGAUGCAUCCACUAAGUACAACACAAAUGACAUACAGAUUUCAUAUUUCGAUUCGCGUAAUUCAUCUCUAGAUGAGGACGUCGCUCAAGAUGGGGAUGAGCUUCACAUUAAUCACACUAGUGAUUUUGAAAGCAUGCAUAUUGAGAAGCCUCUAGCAAGAAUUCCAGAAGAGAGUGUUUUAGAGAUCACUGAAGAGGGUGCUGAUGGAAGCGAACUUUGCAUAAAACCUCUAACUACUGGACCGGACAGUCCCAUGUCAAUUUCAGGAGAAAUGUUUAGCAACUUAUCUGAGAAUUGUUCUCAUAAAGCUUCAAUUACUGAGGUGAAAAUGAGUCAGAGUGGGCCUGAGGAAACUACACUUUCAGACGUAUUCCCUAACUACCAAACCAAUGAUGUGGACAGUACAGUUGCUCAGCCUUCUGCGGGAAAUCAGAUUUCACAUUCAGAUUUGUAUGAUUCAUCUCUGGACGAUCAAGGCUUAAAAGAGUUGCACAUUUCUCACACUAGUGAUGUGGAAAUCAUGCAUAUUGAUAAACCCCUAGCGAGAAUUCCAGCAGACAGCAGUUUAGAGAUCUCAAUAGAGGGUGCUGAUGCAAGUGAAGAUCGCCUGAAAUCUUUCAUUUCUGGAUCAGUUUCAGGAGGAAUAUUUAACAAUUCCUUAGAUGAUGGUUCACAUACGGCUUCAAUUACUGAGGUUAAAGCAAUUCAGAGUGCCUCUGAGGAAACUACACUUUUAGAUGCAUCCUCCAAGCAGCAUACAAGCGCCACUGCCAAAACCAUAACUCAGACCUCUGCAGGAGUGCAGAGUUCACAUUCAGAUUUACAGGAUUCAUCUCUGGACAAGAAUGUUCCUCAGGAUGUUCACAUUACGCACACUAGUGAUUUAGAAAUAAUGCAUAUUGAGAAGCCCCUAGUGACAAUCCCAGAAGACAGUGGUGUAGAGAUGACUAUAGAGGGUGCUACUGGAAAUGAAGUUUGCGUUAAAUCUCUAAUUACUGGGCCGGACGAUGUAGUGUCAGUUCCAGGAGAAAUGUUUAAUAAUUCAGCCAAGAAUUGUUCACUUAAAGCUUCAGUUACUGACAUAAAAACGAAUCAGAGUGGUCCUGAGGAAACUACACAAUCAGACGCAUUCCCUAACUACCAGACAAAUGAUACUAUCAGCACAUUAGCUCAACCUUCGAUGGGAAUCCAGAUUUCACACCCAGAUUUGCAUCAUUCAUCUCUCGAUGAGAACAUCCCUCAGGAUGUUAGUGAGGUUUACAUUACUCACUCCAGUGAUUUGGAAAACAUGGAUGCUGGUAAGACCCUCGAAAGAAUUCCGGAAGGGAGUGAUUUAGAGACCUCUAUAGAGCAUACGGGUGGAAAUGAAGAUCGUAUGAAAUCUACUGGGUCUGCCAAACUCAUCUCAGGUUCAGGGGAAAAACUUAACACUUCCCUGGACAACAGUUCACAUAAGACCUCGAUUAUUGAGAUGGAAACAAAUCAGAGUGCCUUUGAGGAAGCUGCAAGUCUAGAUGCAUCCUCUAAGUACCUCAUAAAAGAUGCUGACCAUACAUUAGUUCAACCUUCUGUAGAAGUUUGUUAUGAAUCUGCCGCUGAAACAACCUUGCUUUCAAAAGUAGAUGUCAAUCAAGAACAGCUUAAUCAUACAGAAAAAACAGGCCAAGCAGAAGAGCCUGCAGACUGUUCCGUACUGUCCACCGAAGUAGAUAAAAUGCUGAGAUGAUCUGAACACCCACAAUGUGAAGUCACGUGGAAUGACAAGCUUGAGAGAGCCUGUGCGGUUCAUCUUCUGAGGGCCCAAGUAGAAGAAGGAGGCAUUUUAGAUGUCACAUCUGGAAAGAGAUAUGACCUUAAUGCUGCUGUUGAUAAGGGCCUGAUCGACGAACAGACUGUGUUAGAGUUACUCGUGCUACAACUUCAACAAGAUGAUGUUGUAGGAAAUCCCGCUAUCGCAAUGUCAGUGCUAAGACAAGCUGUGCUACAAGGCUCAAUAUCACCUCGGGUGGCCUUGCAGAUCAUGGAGCAGCAGAACCUGCUAGGUGGCUUCUAUGACCCCACUUCUGGGAAAACUAUCGGUGUUACCGAGGCCUGGGAGAUGGGCCUGAUUACUGAUGACCUUAGCAGCAGUGUUCUUCACUCAGAACCAGUUCGGAAGGCCAUCAUUGAUCCAGAGGGGAAGUGCAUCCGCAGUGUCUCUGACGCGCACUGCCUGGGCAUGUUGGAUGAUGAGGAGGCUGAGAAUAUGCAACAGGAGCGUAACCAAAAGAUUGACCUCCAUGGUGAGCAAUUCGGUGAAGAAAGGCCAAGUGCUGAAAACGAAGUGGAAAGAUUGGAGAAGCUCACUCGUCAACAAACAGAUAGAACACAGAUGGUCAACAGUCUGAGCUCAUCAUUAAAGACAGUUAGCGAUACCCCUACUAAGACCUUUGCAGCAAAUGAUAGUGAUCCAGGGACAGAGAAUGUGGUUGAUCACAUUGUUCACACCAAAGAUUCACAGGACCCCCAAAAUUUGGACCUUGAAGCUGAUAGAAAUUCCAUGCUGUUUGGGAAUGUAACCCAAAAAGAGGCAGAGAAGGAUGGGGUUUCUUACGAUGCAUUGCACAAAGUUCCUUUAGACAAUGAGGCAGCAGUAAACCUGAUGGUAAGCCCUGUUCAGAGCGACUCUGGGAUAUCCUGCUCGUCGCAAAGUGAUAUUUGCUCAGAUGAACGGUUCAGUUUACUGAACUUGGGUCAGAUCAGCGACUCACAGCAAACGGCAAGAACACCCACCAGCGAUGGAUAUUCUACACACUUAAAAACUUUACUGUCAGAAGAUGAAGACGUCAAUAGAGUAAAGGAUCAUCAGCCAUCUUUAUCCUCAGGUGCCACAUUGUCUCAGUCAGCGGAGCAGAGAGAUAUGGAGAAGACAAGUCAAAAUGAGCAACAUCUGGACCUGAAUGUACUGCCUCAUUCACAAAAUGGUCAAAGAAAGAUGAAUAAGGAAGAUCCUGAUCGGUGUUCAGUUCUAGAGAAUAGCAUAAGUGUGGGAAGACCUGAGCAUGAAAGCAAGUCAGAUGAAGCCAAGAGCUCCGAAAUGUCCCAAUCCAGUCAUGUUGGAAUUAUUGACCGUAGGGAUGAUUUUGACUCUGCUGCCAGUGUUGAAACAUCUAAAUUUAUGGACAUCUCACAAGCUUUCUCCAGAGACACUACACCAGUGGUGACACCCUUGACAUUGUUGCCAGAUGUAACUCUGAGCAACACUGAAAGUGGAGAUACCAAUAACUCAAAGCAAUUAGUUGAGCACCCCACCCAGUCUUCCUUCCAGGCCCCAGAUAAAGCAGAGUCAGCUGCCAUCGACUCCAAGAUGCCUAAAUCAGACUCCUCCAUUGCAGUUAUCAGCAUAUAUGAAACAACUGGUUCCCAAAAUGCAUCAGAUAAAAUUGUGGAAUCAGAAUCACCCCCAGCUCACAAUGUAGGAAUACAGCCAUCAAACUCUGCUGAAUUGCAGCCAGAUACUGUGUUACCGAAUUCAUCUGACAAAAGUCAGCUUAAUUUUAAUACAUCUCACGACACAGACAGUGUUGAACCAUGCAGUGGAGAUGCUUUGUAUCCAAAGCCUUCAAAGACACAAGAGUUGAGGGAGGUUCCCCCUAAAAGUGACGCCAGCUCCUAUUUCAGUGAAGGGCAGAGUGAGAAUGAGAUCCAGAGAACCCAGACUGAAGCCCUUGACAGCAUUGUUCACCUCAUCCAGCAUGCCAUGCAAGGUGGAUCCACUGAGCCUGUCCUUCAAUGCCUUGUUGAAAGCAAAGAUCCAGAUUUGCUGCAAGACUUGAAGAAGCAUGAGAGAAUGAAUCCAGAAAGUGAGUGUGGUGAUGGUCAUGAACAAAGGCUUCCGGUGCUAACGCAGUCUCAGCUUCUGGAGGUGUUUCAGGGAAUUUCUGAGUGCAAAGACCCAACAGUCCUGAAAGCACUCUUUGGGAACCUCAGUGGUCUCCUGAAAAGCACAUCUCAGUCUGGCACAUGUUCAGAAAGUGCCGAGACGGAGGCCACAGCUACGAGUGAAGUCUGUAAAGAUGAUGUCUUUCAAUCAGUUUUGUCUCAGCAGUCCUUUGAGACAACAUCAACAACCCCUGAGAAUGUGGAGGAGGACCCAGUCACACCCAGAAGAUAUUCCACUCAGCAUUAUUUGGAGUGCAUUGGAAAACUCCAGGACCACCAUGAUGCUCUUGAGGAUAUUAGAAACGAUUUGUUGACCCAGGGCCCUUUGACUACUGACCUUGAGGGUUUACACUGUCAGCUACAAGAAGCUCAGUCUUUGGAGACACAGCUUGCUGCUUUUCCUGGCAUUUUAACCUCAGAUUUGGGGAGAGCUGAACUGCUUCUAAACUCUGCUGAUGAGCUCACCCCCACGCAGAUCCACCAGGAUUUGGCUGCAGCCUUUGUAGAUUUGCAAAAUACUUUCUCAGAUGUUUGCCAGUUAUCAGCUGAGCGAAGUAGUGCGAUUCUUCAGGCCAUUGACGCAGCGAAGACAAAUUUGGAGUCCACAUAUCAGGAUCUUCUCAGCCGCCUUGACAAACUGUCAGCUUGUAUUGAAGAUAAUUAUGAGAUGGUAUGUAAGCUUGACAUCAUGAACACUGAUGACCUGGAGACAGUUAAAUACAGGAUUCAGCAAAAUAAGGACCUGGAAAAGAACCUAUCUGGAACUGGACAGCAUUUGGAAGAUACAGCUUUUGAUGUCCAGUACUUUAUCUCUGAGCACGCGCAGUUCCUGAGUCCGGCUCAGAACAGACAGCUACUGAAAUCUCUCAGUGCCACACAGAGGGCCUUUAAGGAGCUGAUGGACAGAGUGUUCACUCAGAGACACACACUGGACCUCCACCUGGAGAUCCGUGAAGAUGAGAGUCUGCAGCAGACUGCAGCGGAAAAGCAGAAGGAGUUUGUAGCCAAGCUUCAGGAGAUGUGUGAUGACCUAACACAGACUGAGAACCGUCUCAUUGGCCACCAGCAACAAGCAGUACUGGCGAAGAGCGUGGGAGACCUCCAGCAGUACCAGCAAGAGCACCAGGCUUUGCAGAAAGACAUCCAGGCUAAUGCAAGUGCCUUGAAUGAAGUCAUCAGCAGCACUAAGAAGUUCCUGGAGGAGAAUCGGAGCAAACUCACACCAGAGCAGAUCGCCGCUAUUGAGCUCAAGUUGGAAGAGGCUAAGAGCAAGGCCAAUAUGCUUAACCAGAGAGCAGAGGAGUCCAGGAAAGAUCUGGAGAAAGUUGUGACGACAGCUAUCAAACAGGAGACAGAGAAGGUUGCAGCCGUGGAGCAGCUUGAAGAGAGCAAAAACAAGAUUGAGGGUCUUUUAGACUGGAUAUCCAACAUUGGGAAAGAGAAAGAGAUGGGAGGAAUGCAAAAAGACCAAGUGUCCAAACAGAAUGGAAACAUGGCAGUAGACACUCAAGGAAAAAGACUGAUUGGACAGGAGGAUGAUCCUAACGGAAAUGAACUGGACAGCACAGAUAAUAGCCCAGAAUGGUCAGGAGGAAGUGAAGACAGCAAAGAGUUGGAUCUAGACCAGCAGUAUGAGAGGGUUAAGGCUCAUCACCAGGAGAUCCUUUCCCAGCAGCAGGACUUGAUUAUUGCCACCCAGUCAGCACAGGCUCUGCUGGACAAGCAGGCAGAAGUUCUGUCUCCUGCUGAGAAAGAGAAGCUCCAGAGGAACAUCCAGGAGCUCAGGGGGCGCUACGAGGCCUCGCUGACCCGGGCUGAGCAGCAGAUGAAGCAGGUGCAGAGCGUACAGGAGGAACUGCGGAAGUUCAAGGGCGACUGUGUAGAGUUUGAGAGCUGGCUGCAGCAGGCUCAGGAGCAGGUGGAAGAGCUGGGAGCUCCUGCUGGCCAAUUGGAGGUUCUGCAAGAGAAACUUCAAAAGCAAAAAAGCUUCUAUGAGGACGUGAUCUCCCACAAGGGAGACCUGCGUUUCAUCACCAUCUCAGGCCAGAAGGUGCUGGAUGUGGCCAAGACCUGCAGCCAGGGUGAGUCUGGAGAUAAAGAGGCACUGCCGGAGGUGGACACCUCAGGAACGUGUGCUGCAGUGAAGGAGAAGCUGGACUCUGCUACCGCUCAAUACAAAGCCCUGCACACCCAGUGCAACCAGCUUGGAACCAACCUCAAAGACGUGGUUGACAAGUACAAGAAGUAUGAAGAUGCUACUGGUGGUCUCUUGACGUGGCUGAAUAAUUCAGAGGAGGAGGCGAGAAGACAGCAGUCUGAACCUAUUGCUGCAGAUCCACAGACACUACAGAGACAACUGGAAGAUACCAAGGCUCUUCAAGGGCAAACCACUGGCCACCAGGCUGCAGUGGAGACGCUACGCAAAGUAGCAGAUGCUCUCGUUGCUGUGGAGGGAGACCUGUUGACCAAUCAGGAUGAGAUUCAGGAGGCAGUGGAUGACAUCGUGGAAAGGUACGAUAACUUGUCCAAAUCAGUGAGUGACCGUAACGAGAAGCUGCAGGUGACGCUGACGCGCUCGCUGAGCGUGCAGGAUGGGCUGGAUGAGAUGAUGAACUGGAUGGAGAAGGUGGAGGAGAGCCUUGAGAAAGAAGCACAGGUGCCCCUGGACUCAGAUGCCAUCGCAGAUGCACUCAGCAAGGAGGCGGCGCUGGAGCAGGACAUCUCCAGCAGGCAGAGCAGCAUCUCAGCCAUGAAGGCCAAGGUGAAGAAGUUUGCGGAGACCGCAGAGCCAGCGGCGGCCGCUCUGCUCCAGACCAAGAUGGAGGGCCUCUCUCAGCGCUUUACGGACGCCUGCGAGAAGCACAAGCAGAAGGUGUCGCAGAUGGAGCAGCUGAAGGAGAAGGUGGAGCAGUUCGAGAAGACGUCCGAGAAGGUACAGCAGUUUGUGCUGAAACGCUCUCAAGCUCUGUCCGAGACGGAUGGACCUGGAAAGAACGUAAACGAGCUCUCUCAGCUGGUGCAGGACACAAACGCAGAGUUGGCUGAACAUGUACAGGACAUGGAGACCCUGCAGAUGCUGUCUAAAGAGCUCUCCAGCUCAGGCCUGGAAGGAAGUAAAGCUCUGAUUCAGGGCAAAAUGGCAAACCUGUCGAACACGUUCAACGCCUUCAGAGACACCGUUAAAGAGAAAGAGGAGGAGGUUUCGUCUUGCCAGGACCAGCUGGGUGACUUCAAAGCAGCUGCAGGGGUGCUAAUGAAGUGGCUGGAGGAGACAAAAGAGCAAGUGCCUGCGGUUCAGCCCAACUGCAGUGAGCAGAGCCUGGGAAAGGACCUGGACAAAGUCAAUGGCUUGCUGGAAGAAUGGACCGCUAAAGCUCCCGCUGUCCAGGAUAUAAAUAGUAAAGGAUCUGCACUGUGUAGCCUAAUCAGUGUUUUGACAUCCCCAGCCAAAGCCAAAAUGCAUCACAAAUCAGUGACUAAUGGCUCGGGUCCAGGAGGCCACGCCUAUCUGACUAACAAAGAGCUGAUGCUGGUGCAGCAGAACAUGUCGUGUGUCAGCGAGGGUUACAGGAACCUUGGCGAUUUCCUGAAGGGCCGGUCCUCAGAGUUAAAUGCUCUACUGCAGAAGGUGCGAGGAGCCCACGACGAGGCUGAGUCCAUGCUGCAGUGGCUGGAGGACAUGAAGAAGACUGCAGCGUCCUGGAGCUCUGAGCCCACAGUGAAAGACUCGGUGAAAACACAGAUGGAACAGCAGAAGGCCUAUGAGGAAAACAUGAAACGAAAACAGCAGCAGUACCAGCAGCUGAGGGAGAAGGUGCUCCACCUGAUAGAGGAAAACCCUGAUUCACCUGAGGCAGCAAAGUGGAAGCACAUGCUGGAUCAGAUAGAUGCAGGAUGGAAGGAGGUUGUGGGUUCUGUGGAGAACAGGAAGCAGCACCUGGAGGAAUCUUCCCGUGUGCUGGAGCUGUUCCAGACGACCCAGACGCAGCUCUCCCAGUGGCUGCAGGAGAAAGAGCUGAUGAUGAGCGUCCUGGGGCCCCUGUCUAUGGACCCCAAUAUGCUAAACACUCAGAAACAGCAAGUACAGAUUCUUCUGAAAGAGUUUGAAGGCCGCAAACCACAGUACGAGCAGCUGAAUGAGUCUGCUGUGGCCAUCACUAGCACAUCUGGAAAGCAAGACCCUGCAGUAGAGAAGGUGAAGGAACAGGUAGCUGCUAUCACGCAGAAGUGGCAGGGCCUGACAGGCCAGCUGUCUCAGCGCGAUGCCCUCAUCGAGCAGGCGGUGGGUAAAACCACACAGUAUCAGGAGCUUCUGCGGAGCCUGGGUGAGAGUGCAGCUGUCCUGGAGUCUCAGCUCAGUGGCCAGCAGGCCCUCAGCACGCAGCCUGAUGCGGUCAAGAAGCAGCUGGAGGACACAAAUGCUAUCCUGUCACAGCUGUGUGAGGAGAAGAAGAGGCUGAAGGAGGCAGAACGUCUCUGCUCUGAGCUUUCAAGUCUGGUGACUGAAGAGUACCUCAGAGCCAACCUCACCAAGCAGCUGGAAAGUGUCUCCAAACCUUUCAAGCUGCUUGAGGACAAAGCAGGAAACCGGAUUCGGCAGCUCAACUCUGCUUUCGCCAGCUCCCAGCAAUUCCAUCAGACGUCCAAAAACUUCCAGGACUGGCUAGACCAAAAGCUCCAGGAGCAAGCUGAGCCUCAGUCCAUCUCCGCCAAGGUAGAGACUUUGAGCGAGAACUUGAAGGAGCACAGUGCAGUGCAGAAGGCGCUUAGUGAACAUGAGGAGUCAUAUAGCACCAUCAUGAAGGAAGGGGAGGCUCUUCUGCAGAGCACAGAGGGAGCAGAAAAGGUGGCUCUCCAAGGGCAGCUCUCAGCUCUCAAGUCUAACUGGGAGGAAGUGAAGAGGAGUGCUGCGGAGCGCGAGGAAAAGCUCAACACUGCGAUGGAGAGGGCCCAGAAGUACAAGGAGCAUGUGGAGAACUUGAGCUCUUGGCUGAAGGAGUGUGAAGACAGGCAGAACAAGGUGAAGUUUAGUGUCAAUCCUGUAGAAGUAGACAGCUCACUCUCACAGGUGAAGGCCAUCCAGAAAGACGUGGACAAGCGCAGAGGUCAGAUGGAGCUGCUGAGCACAGCGGCUGAUAGCCUUCUGGAGGUGGCCACGGAAGACGUAGAUGCUGUAAAAGAAGAGAAGACAGUCAUUGGGAAGAACUUGGAUAAGUUGGCAGAAGAUUUGCAACUCAAGAAGGAAUCGCUGGAUAAGCUCUCACAGAGGCUGAAGGAGUUUAGCGACACGCACAAAGAGCUCAAAAGCCAACUUGAGGGUUCCAAGAAGCAACUAGAAAGUCACUCUAGCCUCGGUGUCCAGGCUUACAGUAACAAGAACCUGACUAAUAUGAAAGCGCAGCAGACAAGCCUAGAAGGUGUCCAGACUCAAGUGGAGCACCUUAAAAGUCUAGCUCAGGGCUUGGUGGUGGAUGUACCAGACGCCGAGGGGGUAACGGACCUCCUUCUCCAGGCAGACAGCUUGGAGAAAGAGCACAGCUCCAUCAGCAAAGCAGUCGAAGACGCCUGUUCCACGCUGGAGGACAAACUGCAGGGCAUUGGCCAGUUCCAGAACACCAUUCGAGAGAUGUUCACCAGCUUUGCAGACUUGGAUGAUGAGCUGGACAGCAUGGCCCCAGUGGGCAGAGACCUUGAAACCCUCAGACACCAACAAGGUGCCAUUCAAAGCUUCAUGUCUAAACUACAGGAUCUGAUGACCAACACUGCAAGUGCCCGAGACAAGUGCAAGAAGAUGCUAGAGUCGGAGGCCUCACCAGACCUGCUGGGCCUGAAGAGAGACCUGGAGGCCUUGAGCAAGCAGAGUGGCAAGCUGAUGGACAGGGCCAAUGGCAGGAAAGAGCAGGUUGAAGACACUUUGAAACAUCUGGAAGAGUUCUACAGCAAGCUGCAGACUUUCACCCAGAAGAUGACUGGAGCGGAAGAGCAAGAGGAAUCCCAAGGGCCUGUUGGCAUGGAGACAGAUGUCAUCAACCAACAGCUGGAGACUUUCAAGGUUUUCCAGAAAGAGGCCAUUGAGUCGCUACAAACGCAGUUGCAAGAGCUGAACUGGUUGGGCCAAGGACUUAUUCAGAAUGCCCCUAAAGGCACCAGCACAAAGAGCCUUGAACAUGACCUGGAGGAGGUCAACACCAGAUUGAAUACCCUCAACAAAAAGGUGGCAGAACGGUCGGCACAGCUCCAUGAAGCUCUGCUGCAUUGUGGCAGGUUCCAGGAUGCUCUCGAGUCUCUGCUGAGCUGGCUUACAGAUACGGAAGAGCUGGUGGCCAGUCAGAAACCACCAUCAGCAGAGUUCAAAGUCGUCAAAGCGCAGAUACAAGAACAGAGACUCUUACAGAGGCUGCUGGAUGACCGCAGACCCACAGUGGAGCUUAUUAAAAAGGAGGGGGGGAAGGUGACGGAGCUGGCCGACUCUGUGGAUAAAGAGAAGAUUGGAAGGGAGAUUGAAUGCCUGGGGCAGAGGUGGGACACUCUACUCAAGAAAGCAGAGAACAGGCGCAAGCAGCUGGAGAGCAUUUUGGUGGUGGCCCAGCAGUUCCACGAGACCCUAGAGCCAUUGGUCGAGUGGCUCACUGCUACAGAAAAAUGCCUGGCCAGCUCUGAGCCUAUUGGCACCCAGACCUCCAAGCUAGAAGAGCAGAUCAGGCAGCAUAAGGCCUUAGAGGAGGAGAUUAUAGGCCGCAGUAAAAGCUUGUACCAGGCCAUGAGUCUGGGACAGUCGCUGCGGACGGUCAGCUGCAUGGACGAUAAGGAGCUGGUCCAGGCGAAGCUGGACAGCACUCAGAGCAACUACAUCGAGCUCCAGGAGCGCUGCCGCAGGAAAGCAGACCUGCUGCAGCAGGCGCUGGCCAACGCCCAGCUCUUUGGGGAGGAUGAGGUGGCUCUCAUGAACUGGCUCGACGAAGUCCACUGCAGGCUCAGUGACGUCUCCGUGCAGGACUACGCGCCGGACGUGCUGGACAAACAACAUGCUGAGCAACUGGCGCUUCAUGAGGAUAUUGAGUUAAGGAGACAGAAUGUUGACCAGGCCAUGCAGAAUGGACUAGAGCUGCUCAAACAGACCACAGGUGAUGAAGUUGUGGUCAUUCAGGGCAAACUGGAUGGAAUAAAGACAAGAUACGCUGAGAUAAGCACAAUGAGCAGCAACGUGUUAACGACGCUGAACAAGGCCCUGUCUUUGGCAACCAAGACGCAGCACACGCACGAGGAACUGAGCUCCUGGCUGGAGAAAGUGGAAUCUGAACUGGCCACGUUCAGAGCUCAGGAGCCAGUGGGAGAGCAGCUCACUCAAGUGCAAGAGAAGCAAAAGGCCCUAAUGAAGGAGGUUCAGGAGCGUAAGCCAGUGGUGGACACGCUGAAUGAAGUGAGCAGUGCUCUGCUGGAGCUGGUGCCGUGGCGCGCCCGAGAGGGUCUGGACAAACUGGUCACGGAGGACAACGAGCGCUACAGGUCUGCUAGCGAUGCCAUUGCUCAGCGUGUGGAUCAGACAGGAGCAGCUAUCUUAAAAUCACAGCAGUUUGAGCAGGCAGCAGACACCGAGUUAGCCUGGCUGACUGAGGCAGAGAGGAAGCUGUCAUCUCUAGGGGACAUCAAGCUGGAGCCGGAGCAGACCACAGCUCAGCUGCAGGCUCAAAAGGGCUUCUCCAUGGACAUUAUGAGGCAUAAAGACGCUGUGGAUGAUAUCGUGAAGACAGGCGAGGCGAUCUCGAGCAGCAAAGACGAGGCAGAGAAACAGGCUCUGAAGGCGAAGGUCCAGUCUCUCCUGGAGAAAUACAACGCGGUGAGCCAGCUGAACUCGGAGCGCUGCCUGCAGCUGGAGAGGGCCCACUCUCUGGCCUGCCAGUUCUGGGAGACCUACGAGGAGCUGUGGCCAUGGCUGCAGGAGACCCAGGCUAGCUUCACCCAGCUUCCACAGCCUGCCAUUGAGUAUGAGACUCUCAGACAGCAACAAGAGGAACUGCGGCAACUGAGGGAGCUGAUUGCAGAGCACAAGCCACACAUAGACAAGAUGAACAAAACCGGCCCUCAGCUGGUGGAGUUAAGUCCGGUGGAGGGAGAGCCCAUCAGGGAGACGUACCAGGCCACAGACAAGCUGUAUGCCCAGCUAAAAGCAGAUGUCAAGCACCGAGCUGCUGCCCUAGAUGAGGCCAUCUCCAAGUCUACCCAGUUCCAUGAUAAGAUUGACCCCAUGCUGGAGUCUCUGGAGCGCAUAGCGGAGCGUCUGCGUCAGCCCCCGUCCAUCUCUGUGGAAGUGGAGAAGAUCCGCGAGCAGAUUGCUGAGAACAAAGCUGUGAACAUGGACCUGGAGAAGCUGCAGCCCUCUUAUGAAACUCUGAAGCAGCGAGGAGAAGAAAUGAUCACUCGCUCAGAGGGAGCAGACAAAGACCUGUCUGCUAAAGCUGUUCAAGACAAGCUGGACCAGAUGGUAUUUGUGUGGAACGACAUCCAGGCUCUUCUGGAGGAGAGGGAGGCCAAACUUCUGGAUGUGAUGGACUUGGCUGAGAAAUUCUGGUGUGAUCACUGUGCUCUUAUCGUCACCAUCAAGGACACACAGGACCUGCUAAAAGAGCUUGAGGAGCCUGGAGUGGACCCUUCUGUUGUCAAACAGCAACAGGAGUCCGUAGAGGGCUACAGAGAGGAGAUUGAUGGACUUCAGGAGGAGCUGAACGUGGUCCAGAAUCUGGGAGCAGAGCUUAUGACCGCCUGUGGAGAACCCGACAAACCAGUAAUCAAGAAGAGCCUUGAUGAGGUGAACAUGGCAUGGGAGACCCUGAAUAAGACAUGGAAGGAGCGAGUGGAGCGACUGGAGGAGGCCAUGCAGGCUGCUGUACAGUUCCAGGAUGGUCUUCAGGGCAUGUUUGACUGGGUGGAUAUUUUGGAGGGCAAACUGGAUUCAAUGUCACCCGUCGGCACAGACCUGGAGACUGUGAAGCAGCAGAUCGAGGAGCUGAAGGAGUUCAAAGGCGAGGCGUACCAGCUUCAGAUCGAGAUGGAGAGGCUGAACCACCAAGCAGGGCUGCUACUGAAGAAAGUACUGGAGGAAGCAGACCGCAUUGCCAUCCAGGAGCCCGUCAGUGAGCUCAAAAUGCUCUGGGACAACCUGGACGAAAAAGUCAUCAACAGACAGCACAAGUUGGAAGGUGCUUUGCUGGCCUUAGGGCAGUUCCAGCAUGCUCUAGACGAGCUUCUGGCCUGGCUCACUCACACUGAAGACCUGCUUAGCGAACAGAAGAAAACCAGCGGGGACCCCAAAGCCAUCGAGAUAGAACUCGCCAAGCACCAUGUGCUGCAGAACGAUGUCCUGGCCCAUAAGAGCACUGUGGAGGCAGUGAACAAGGCGGGCAGCGAUCUAAUGGAGUCCAGCGAAGGAGAGGAGGCCUGUGGCCUGCAGAGCAAGCUGGAGAACCUCAACCAGCGCUGGAGGGGCAUCCUGGAGAAGACUGAGCAGAGGAGGCAGCUUCUGGACAGCGCUUUGCUCCAGGCCCAAGGUUUCCAUGGUGAGAUUGAAGAUAUGCAGCAAUGGCUGAAAGACACAGAACGUCAGCUGUUAGCAUCAAAGGCGGUUGGAGGCUUACCAGACACGGCCCGCGAGCAGCUUAACGCCCAUCUGGAGCUGUGCAGUGCAGUGGAGGCGAAGGAGGAACUGUACCAGCAGCUUCUUCAGAGAGGUCAACAGCUGAUAGCCCUGACGCCGGAGGGCCAGGACAGCACCACCGAGCAGGACCUCCGCAACCUGCAGGAGAAGUGGGAGUGCAUGCAGGCCAAGGUGGCCGAGAGGAAGGGAAAACUUGAGGAGGCGUUAGCGAUGGCCACAGAUUUCCACAACUCCCUGCAGGACUUCAUCAACUGGCUGACCCAAGCUGAGCAGACCCUGACCAUGGUCUCUCCAGCUUCCCUCAUCCUGGAGACUAUUCUGUUCCAGAUUGAUGAGCACAAGGUGUUUGUGACAGAGGUGAACUCGCACCGGGAUCAGAUCAUCGAGCUGGAUAAGACGGGAACCCACCUGAAGUACUUCAGCCAGAAGCAGGACGUGGUGCUGAUUAAGAACCUGCUGCUGAGUGUGCAGAGCCGCUGGGAGAAAGUGGUGCAGCGCUCGGUGGAGCGAGGACGCCUGCUGGACGACGCCAGGAAGCGCGCCAAACAGUUCCAUGAGAGCUGGACUAAGCUGAUGGAGUGGCUGGAGGAGUCGGAAAGGGCUCUAGACUCAGAGCUGGAGAUCGCCAACGAUCCGGACAAGAUCAAACUGCAGCUGGCUCAGCAUAAGGAGUUCCAGAAGGCUCUGGGUGGCAAGCACUCUGUGUAUGAUACCACCAGCCGCACCGGCCGGGCACUGAAGGACAAAACCUCCCUGCAAGAUGACAACCAGAAACUGGACGACAUGCUUUGUGAACUCAGGGAUAAAUGGGACACGGUGUGCGGCAAGUCUGUCGAGAGGCAAAACAAGCUGGAGGAAGCUCUCCUGUUUUCAGGCCAGUUCACCGACGCUUUGCAGGCUCUGAUCGACUGGCUUUAUAAAGUAGAACCUCAGCUGGCAGAGGACCAGCCCGUGCACGGAGACAUCGACUUGGUGCUGAACCUCAUCGACAGCCACAAGGUGUUUCAGAAGGAGCUGGGGAAGAGGACGGGCUCCGUUCAGGCCCUGAAGCGCUCGGCCCGUGAGCUGACUGAGAGCAGCCAUGACGACUCGUCGUGGGUGAAAGUUCAGAUGCAGGAGCUGAGUACGCGCUGGGAGACGGUGUGCGCCCUCUCAGUGUCCAAACAGACUCGUCUGGAGCAGGCCCUGUGUCAGGCAGAGGAGUUCCACUCGACUGUUCACAUUCUGCUGGAAUGGCUGGCUGAAGCAGAACAGAGCCUCCGGUUCCAUGGUUCCUUGCCUGAUGACGAGGAAGCCCUCCGAAGUCUCAUCGAACAGCACAAAGAAUUCAUGAAGAAGCUGGAGGAGAAGAGGGUGGCUCUGGGCAAAGCCACCAGCAUGGGCGAAGCUAUCUUAGCCAUCUGUCAUCCGGACUCCAUCACCACUGUCAAACACUGGAACACCAUCAUCAAAGCGCGCUUCGAGGAGGUCACAGCAUGGGCACGGCAGCAUCAGCAGAGGCUGGCCACUGCUCUCAGUGAGCUUCUGGCCACUCAGGAGCUGCUGGAGAGUCUGCUGAGCUGGCUGCAGUGGGCUGAGACCACGCUGACGGAGAAGGACAAGGAGGUCUUGCCUCAGGAGUUAGAGGAGGUCAAAGCGCUCAUCGCGGAGCAUCAGACCUUCAUGGAGGAGAUGACCAGGAAACAACCAGACGUGGACAAAGUUACUAAGACUCAUAAGAGGAAAGCCACUGCAGAUGCUCCUGUUCAGUCUCAGAUUCCUGUGCUGGACAAAGGAAGAACCGGCCGGAAAAGAUCCCCGACCCAGGCUGUGUAUCCAACGGCAGCUCAGGCUCAAAUCGAGACCAAGAACCCCCGAGUUAACCUGCUGGUCAGUAAGUGGCAGCAGGUUUGGCUUCUGGCCCUGGACAGGAGAAGAAAACUUAACGAUGCUCUGGACCGACUGGAGGAGCUGAAAGAGUUUGCCAACUUUGACUUUGAUGUGUGGAGGAAGCGCUACAUGCGGUGGAUGAACCACAAGAAGUCACGAGUCAUGGACUUCUUCCGCCGCAUCGACAAGGACCAGGACGGCAAGGUCACCAGACAGGAGUUUAUUGAAGGCAUUCUUUCUUCGAAGUUCCCCACCAGUCGACUGGAGAUGAGCGCUGUAGCAGACAUUUUCGAUCGUGAUGGUGACGGCUACAUCGACUACUACGAGUUUGUGGCUGCGCUGCACCCCAACAAAGACGCCUACAAACCGCUCACCGACGCUGACAAGAUUGAAGAUGAGGUGACUCGCCAGGUAGCAAAGUGCAAGUGUCCUAAACGGUUCCAAGUGGAGCAAAUUGGUGCCAACAAAUACCGGUUCUACCUUGGAAAUCAGUUCGGAGACUCCCAGCAGCUCAGGCUGGUGCGAAUCUUGCGCAGUACCGUCAUGGUGCGAGUGGGAGGAGGCUGGAUGGCCCUGGACGAGUUCUUGGUCAAGAAUGACCCGUGUAGAGCUAAAGGCAGGACCAACGUGGAGCUGCGGGAGAAGUUCAUCCUUCCAGAAGGCACCACUCAGGUGAUGGCCAGCUUUCGCUACCGAGGCCGAAGGUCACGGCCGUCGUCGAGGGGUGCCUCACCGAACAGGUCAAACUCCAGCCACAGCUGUCCUGCACAGCCUAACCCAGCUGCUCCUGGUGCAUCCAAGACUCCACAUUUAACGCGCAAUUAUGAUAAACCCUGGCUGACAAACAGCAAGUCAGCUACUCCUCUAAAGUCUUCUGACUCCUUUGAAAGCCAAGGGUCAUCCAACGAGAGUACACCCAUCCAAGGCAGUAAGCUCCGUCUGCCUGGCUAUUUGUCAGGGAAAGGCUUCCAGUCUGGAGAGGAGGGCACCCUGAUCAAUGCUGCUGUUCUGAAGGCCAAAGGUCAGGCCAUUGGCCACAGUAAGAUUCCCAGCAGGCCGGGCAGCAAAGCGGGCAGCCGCGGGAGCAGCCGCAGAGGAAGCGACGCCUCGGACUUCGACAUCUCCGACAUCCAGUCCGUCUGCUCAGACAUGUCAGAGACGGUGACGGACUCAGGGAGGCCCACGCCCCGGUCGGCCUCCCGCCAGCACGGGGGCAAACCUUCCAAAAUCCCCACCCCACAGAGGAGGAGCACGCCCACCAGCAAACUGGCCAAGACCACCAAAAGAUAGUCAGUAGCCUGACUUCGGUAGCAGAGAGGACCAGCGUAGACCCCCACAGCACUGUGCUGGCACACACUGGACAGAGACUGGACACCCGUAGACACUACAGACUGCAAAACUACCGUUAUUUAAAAACAAAAAAAAAGAGUGUAGCAAGAUGUAAAUUAUUCUGUGGCAGAACCGCGGAGAAUAAGGAGUGCGAGUGGAACGUGAUGGUUUUGUGUAUUUUGUCCUGUAUUUUUAUGUUUUUGUGAAUAAUGUCGUGUCAGAUUAUUAUUUUAUUUUAUCGCUGCUACACCCGGAGAGGUUAGCACCAGUGGGAAAGAAAGACUGUACGUCGUGAAGCAAACUAACACAGUUUUCCACACCGUUUGAGCUGAUAGAGAAGCUGAAUGUACUGUAACCUCCUCAAGCUGACCUGCUUGUGAGCAAAUUGGUAUGCCACUGUAUUCACGCCGGGGCACCACAACUAUUUAUUCAUCUAUUUAAAGUGCAAUGAUGUGCUGCUGAUAACGCAUUUUAAAGGGCAAUACAAUACCUUCAGCCGUAACCAUAGCAACUGCCCGUCUUAAACACUACAGAGAACCUUGGUCAUGGCCUUUCGAACAGUCCGUCAUACCCACCUGCCGCGUUCGCCAACGACUUCAUCAACUCCUAGCAUUGUUUGUGUGCCAUUUAACCUUGACAGGAACCUUCCAGGGUUCCUAUUAGUAGAUAUUCAUAAGUGCAUUCAUGUCUGUGUACUGUAUGGUUCUUUUUUUUUUUUUUUUUUUCUUUGCCUGAGUGACAGUGGCUUACUCACAACCUUUUUGUAAUAAAUCUGCUUGCAGAACGCUAUGACGGCAUAUAAAAGCAAAGCCGCCUCGUCUGUUUUCAUCUGUUCGGCAUGUUUAUGGAGUCUGCGCUGCAUCCGAAACAAGGACGUAUUGUGUCGGAUGCAGAUGUAUGCUGUAACGUUUUAAUGAGUCUUAAAUAGUAAAUAAGACGUUUUUACGGGACAAA